This is a messenger RNA of Tetrahymena thermophila SB210, 3375 nucleotides long. RefSeq names its product polyubiquitin. Gene Ontology annotation, cellular component: nucleus; cytoplasm. Gene Ontology annotation, biological process: modification-dependent protein catabolic process; protein ubiquitination; intein-mediated protein splicing. Gene Ontology annotation, molecular function: protein tag activity; ubiquitin protein ligase binding; NAD+-protein-arginine ADP-ribosyltransferase activity. The transcript is spliced from 2 exons. Lineage: Eukaryota; Ciliophora; Oligohymenophorea; Hymenostomatida; Tetrahymenidae. The record is from RefSeq and is a predicted model, not a curated record.
AUGGAACUUCAGUAAUUCCUUUUAAAUUUAAAAAAUGAUUAGGAGAACUACAAGCCAGAUAUUUAACUACUUAAAUUUUCAGAAAUCUUAGCUUAAAAUGAAUAUGAUGAGAAAACUUACUAUAAUACUUAUAAUAUUAAAUUUUAAUUACAAAAUGGACAAAAUAUAUAAAUUGCAGUAACUGAAGGAAAUACAUUAAGCAACUUAAAGAUUUCUAUAUAAAAAACAACAGGAAUUCAAUAUGAAGAAUAAAUUUUAGUUUUCAGAGAUAAAGUUUUGAAAGAUGAUUAGAUGUUAUAGGAGUAAUUAACAGAUUUAACAUACGAUUGUUGUAAAGCAUAUGUUUUUGUUAAAUCGCAAAUAAAUACCAAUAUUUAGAUUAAAGAUUAAAAAAUGAACACUUUUACCAUAUAAGCCCAUUUAAUCUCUAAAAUAGAUUAAAUAAAAUAACAAGUACACUAAUUCACUGGUCUUUAGUCAAAUAAGUACCAUUUAAAAUAUAAUAACAAAGUUUUAUUAGAUAAAGAAUUUAUUUUUGAAAUUUGCGGUACUUAAUAAUAAAAUAUAACACUUUUUUUGGUAGAAAAAGAUCCUAAAGAAAUAAUUACAAUAAAUAUUAUCCUACCUUAAGAUGACAAAAUUUUAAGUAAGUGUGACACAUUAACUUUAAGCGAAUGCAAAAUAAAAUAAUAUUCAAAUAUAUUUGUCAUAGUUGAGUAAAAUAAUGCAUGCUUUGUUUAAAACACUUUAGUUACUCUAGCAAAUGGUGAAAAGAAAAAAAUAAAAGAUAUUUCUGUUGGUGAUUAAGUAAUUAGCUACAAUUAGGAAGAUUAAAUAAUUGAGGUAGAUGUUGUGCAAGAGGUUAUGCAAUUCAAGGCUAAUAUAUUUUGUAAUAUAUAAUUUGAAAAUUCAAACAUCAUUUGUACAUUGAAUCAUCCUUUUUAUAACCCUGAAGAAAAAGCAUGGAAAUGCGUUUAUCCUGGUGGAAAUUCUACUUUAAAAAAUUACUUAAGUGCUAAUGAUUCGUUAUUAUUAUAGGAUAAAUCAAUAUCUUAUAUAAAAAAUAUUGAUUUUUUUACUACUGAAGAACGAUUCAUCACUGUUUAUCAUUUAACCAUUUAAAAAAAUCAUAAUUUUUUUGUAAAUGGAGUUCUUGCUCAUAACAAAUAUUUAUUUGUAAAAACAUUAACUGGAAAAACUAUUACUUUGGAUGUUGAAUCUAUAGACACAAUUUAAAAUUUAAAAGCCAAAAUAUAAGACAAAGAAGGUAUACCACCUGAUUAGUAGAGAUUAAUAUUUGUUGAUAAGUAAUUAAGUGAUGGAAGAGAUUUAAAAUUUUAUAAAAUUCAAAGAGAAUCAACAUUACAUUUAGUUUUAAGAUUAAGAGGUGGUUGCUUUGUCUCUAAUACAUAAAUAACUAUGGCAAACAAUUAAAAAAAAUUUAUAAAUGAAAUACAAGAAGGAGAUUUAGUAAAAAGCUAUAGAAUCACAGAUUAAACUUUUCAACAAAAUGUUGUUACAAGAUUCGUUAAGCAUGACAUUGAUUAAUUGUGUAAAAUAACUUUUGGAAAUUAACAUGUGGUGUGUACAGUUAACCAUAGGUUUUAUGAUCCAGAGAGCAAAUUAUGGAAAUCAGUUUGCCCUAGUCCUGGCUCAGAUAUCAGCUUCUUAAAAAAAUACGAUUAUUUACUUUCUGAGGAAGGUGAAAAAUUAUAAAUUACAGAAAUUAAAAUAUUCACCACUAAAAAUCCUGUAUUUAUAUACCACAUACAAGUAGAAAAUAACCAUAACUUUUUUGCGAAUGGUGUUUUAGCUCAUAAUAUGCAAAUUAAUAUUCAGCGUUAGUAAGGUUCAUUAAUUAAAUUAAAUGUCGAACCUUCUUAUAAAAUUAUGGAUAUUAAAGUAAUGAUUUUUAAAGAGACUGGCAUACAAUUAAUAGAUUAAAUUUUAAAAUUUGCUGGAAAUGAAUUAAUAGAUUAAAUGACGCUAUCUGAUUACUAAAUUUGUGAAGGUACAGAGGAAUAGACUCUCCAUCUUGAAUUAAAACAAGAUUUAAUGGCUUCUAUUAUUUGCGAUGAUAAAUAUGCACCUACCUAGUAAAUGCUUGAUAAGAAAUAAGACAAGAAUUAAUAUGCAUAAUUUAGAAUUAUUACUCCUGAUUGUAAUUACUUUUUUACUUCGAAAAAAGAUAAGAAAUUCUAAUAGCUUGAGGAAAAAAUUAAACCUUUAAUUAAAGAAGAGUUUUUAAUGAUUUAUGGUGGUAAAAUCAUAAAAAAUAAGCUAGAUUCACUUUAAGAAUUUACAAAAAAUCAAAGCUUUGAAAUGAUAGUAAUUUCAAGCUCUAAUGGUGGAGAGUAAAUUAAUUUAUUUGAUAAAAUAUAAAAUCUAAACCAAUAAUAAUAACAAUGGACUGAUGCUAUUCUUCAAAUUUAUAGUAAACAUUAAAUUUAAGAGACAUUUUAAUUUGUAACAAACUACAUACAGAAUCUAAAAGUUUAAGAAAAAAUUAAAAAAAUUGCUUUACCAAUUACAAUUUGGACAACUAACCUUUUAUACAGAUAAAUCAAUCAAAGUCUUUCGAACAAUACAUAUUCUGAUUGGCUUCCAUAUUUAAAAGAAUUUAUGAAUAGCAUCAAAUACUUCCCUUACUAUUAAGGUAAAGCUUACAGAGGGAUAAAAAACUUUUCUUACUAAGAUUUUGACUAUAAAAUUGGAAAUUAUGUUACUUGGAAAAACAUCAUAUCUUUAUCCUUAUCUGAGAAACAAGCCAGAAAAUUUAGCAGUUUAGAAGGUGCUUUAUUUGAAAUUGACGUUAUAAGUGCUAAGUAGAUUUUUCCAGUUUCUGUUUUUUAAGAUGAGCAGGAAGUAUUGCUUUUACCUUUCUCAUGCUUUUUAGUUUAAUCAAUAUAAAUAUAAGAAGGCAGCCCUAUGGUAAUUAAGAUGAAAGAAAUAAGUGUCCCUAGAUCUAUUUAAGUAGUUAUUUGGGUAGAUGACAAUCCUAUCAAUAACUAUAAAUAUGCAAACUAUAUAGAAACAUAAAAUCCAAAUGUAAGCAUUGUAUUUUGUAAAACUACUUAUGAAGCAAAUAGGAUUUUAAGUUAAUUCAAUUGGAUAGUACAUCUAGAACAAUCAGCAAUUAGGGUUAUCACAGAUAUGGUUAGAAUAGAAGAAGAUGGCAAGACCAAUUAAUAGGCAGGAUUAGAACUAGCAGAACUUUUAUUUAAAUAGCUAAAAAAGAGCAUAGAAAUUAUGAUUUUUUGUCAAAAUGUUGAAUAAGCAAAUAAAAAUUUAAAAGAAAAAAAUUUAUAAGAUGCAAGAAUAAUAAUAACAAACAAAGAAGACAAAGUCAUAAAAUUUGCUUUAUUCUAAAUUUGA